This is a messenger RNA of Panicum virgatum (switchgrass), 1095 nucleotides long. RefSeq lists its product as uncharacterized. NCBI's taxonomy places the organism in Eukaryota, Viridiplantae, Streptophyta, Magnoliopsida, Poales, Poaceae. The transcript is spliced from 4 exons. The record is from RefSeq and is a predicted model, not a curated record. Bases 179 to 895 code for a protein of 238 amino acids.
CCCCGUUUACAGUGCUGAGUGAAUGUACCGACGCUUUUGUCAUCAACUGCAAACAUUCAAUCUUCGCGCGGAUUGAAAAAGUCCAAAUUGCACCGAAAUUUACUCCCAUAAACUCUUCUCGUCUAUCGUCUCAAACGAUGAAAAGCUUCGACAGCACAAGGAAAUCAAAGGCAGCGCAAUGAUGCAUCCCAGGCUGCUAUUGUUGCCAAUAAUCAUGGCUUCCUUGCAGCGGCUGACCGCCGCCGUCAACGCCACCACCGCAGACUCCGAUUGCCCUCCGGCGACAUGCGGCAACCUGACCAUCACCUACCCGUUCUCGCCGGCGUUCCAGCUCACAUGCGACUCCGCAGCGUCCGGCGCGUUCCUGGGCGUCAGCUCCUACAUGAGGGUCCUCGACAUCGACUACGGCAACCGCUCCCUCGUCGCCGUCCACGUCCUCGUUGCCGCCGACGCCGCAUGCACCGUCAUCUUCAACGUGUCCUCCGCCUUCGCGAUCUCGGACAGGUUCAGGAUCAGCGCCAACAACAGGGAGCUCUACGUCCUGUCCAAGUGCAGGGGGACGCCGUCGCCGCCGCCGCCCGGCGCGGUCCCCGUGACCAACUGCAGCAGCAACAACAGCAGCGGCACGUUCGUGUACCUGGGUGGAGGUUAUGGCACGGGCCAGCCGCCGGCGAACGACCGAGGCUGCGAGCUCGCCAUGUUCCCGGUGCUCGGUUCGGAGGCAGAAGGCGCCACGGCGGACAGUUACAGGCGGCUCAUAAGGGCGGGGUUCAGGUUGGAGUGGGAACCUGUCGGUGACUGCGACGCCUGCAGAGCCAGCGGCGGCCAGUGCCGGUACGAUGGCAACACGGCGGCGUUUGCGUGCCUUUGCUCGGGCGGCGACAUGCGACAGUAAGCGCAAGAGCAGACGAUCUUUGAUUGAUCAAAUGAAGAAGUCCUAAGAAGGCGCGGAUCUCUUGCUCCACAUAGGUACAUGUAUUCAGAGCUGAAGAAGAUAACGAGAUAUUUAAGGAGAAGCUAGGAGAAGGCGGCCGUGGAGUGGUAUUAAAGGGAAGCCUUCAGGAUGACCGAGUAGUUGCUGUGAAGCUCUUGAAA